AUCUCGACCAUGAAUCCCGCAUAGUUGCCAAAAUCUAAGGUGCUUUUCUCCAUUCUCUUAAUCUAAACAAAAAACCCUAAAUCUCGACCAUGAAUCCCGCAUAGUUGCCAAAAUCUAAGGUGCUUUUCUAUUCCGGUUUGUUUCGUCUUCGAUUUGGUAGAUCCACAAGUGUUUUCAUCGGGAGUUCUGUUUAAUUUUUUGAUUUUGAAGCGCGAGUUCCAUGAUUUCAUCGGCAGAUCCAAAAAUGCUAACGUCGAGAAAUAUGAUCAAAAUCUCGCGUUAGAUGCAUUUAAAAGAAAAUGCAAAGUUAGGUAUGGAGAUUAUAUCAGCAAGAUGAGAAAGAAAAAAGAAGAAACCAACCUACUUCCCUGAGGCAGUGUGGAAUGACUAUUGUAAAGCUUGGAAUACGACUGAUGCUAUAAAGGCUUCCAAAAGAUGUUCGAACAAUCGCAGACAGGGAAAGAGAAGGCUAUUGGCACACAUGCUAAUUGUUGUGUUGCAUUUGAUGUGACAGCCAAAAAAAUGGCUAAAGAGAACCAUGGAAAUCUCCCUCCAUUUUGGGACCUAUUUCUGAACACUCAUAGGCUAAAGGACUCAUACGAGUUAUGUUCACAACAAGCCAAAGAAAUUGAGGAGAGAGUUUUGGCAAGGGCUGAAGAGUUGCGUGCUGAAGGGGAAGAUCCAGAUUACGAUGCAAUCUUUCUCGAGCUUUUUGGGAGGGUUAAGAAAAGGAAACAGGUUCCUGGAGCUGGGCAAGCGACAAGCUUGUAUUUUCCAUUUGCUACCAGCUCAGCUGCGGGCUCUGCAUCUUCCGGCUCGUCUGGCCUCAGCACUGAGCAGGUUGAUGAGCUUCUCGAGCGACAAGUACAGCCAUUGCAUCAAGAGAUCAAAGAAUUGCGGGAGCUAGUAAAAGUCCUCCGUCAGCAAUUUCAAGAGUGAAAUAAUAUUUUGGGAACUAAAUUUGAAUUGCCUCAGCACUGAGCAAGUGGCUAGUAGUAUUUGAACUUAAUUUGUGUUCUGAUUGAAUUGAAGUGUGAAACAAUAUUUUGUAUCUAUGUAAAAUUUGAAUUUUCGUCA
Salvia splendens (bonfire salvia) is the source of this 1077-nucleotide messenger RNA. RefSeq lists its product as uncharacterized. The record is from RefSeq and is a predicted model, not a curated record. Bases 436 to 939 code for a protein of 167 amino acids. NCBI's taxonomy places the organism in Eukaryota, Viridiplantae, Streptophyta, Magnoliopsida, Lamiales, Lamiaceae. The transcript is spliced from 4 exons.